This is a messenger RNA of Necator americanus (New World hookworm), 3534 nucleotides long. RefSeq lists its product as uncharacterized. The coding region runs from base 1 to 3534 and encodes 1177 amino acids. The record is from RefSeq and is a predicted model, not a curated record. NCBI's taxonomy places the organism in Eukaryota, Metazoa, Nematoda, Chromadorea, Rhabditida, Ancylostomatidae. The transcript has 34 exons.
AUGGCUGACAAUGAGGUCCAAUCGCAGCCGGAUUCGACUUCCGAGCCGCAGAUCCAUCCAAGUCCACAUAUGAAGACGGUUACGGCUGCCCCAGUUCCGAAAACUUACAUCCGAAUGCCGAAGAGAGGAUUCCCUCCAAAUCCUAUGCCUGAGAACUAUGUUCGGCUGGAUCAGAUCACUGAUGAUCUAUACGAAAAGUUCUGCAAAGAAGUGCUUGAAGAAGUUGAACAAGAAUGUAGCCCUCAAGAGCGAAAAAUACUUGACAAUAUGAGCUCUUCGGGAGAUUUCGGUGCGGCUGUGGAUUUUUACGACGAGAUCAUGGGGGAACUUCCAGUUGUGAUGGUUCACAUGCGAACGUCCAAAGUGUUUCUGUCGCCAUCUUUGAGGGAGAAGUGUAUCGAAAAAGUAGUAGCAGUAAAGAAAUCCGAUCCGAAUCCUAUUUGCGCUUCUCUGGCACAUAUUCAGCAACUUUUUGUUGGCUUUCCACCUGAAAUUCGGCUCCGCCAUAUGCUCGUAGCGGAAUUGGAAAGGCAAGAGCCUGGUACGUUAUCUGAGGACGACAAACGCAUCAUGGCGCUGCCUCCUUCAGCGCGUUUCACUGCUAGACCGGGAUUGCUACUUCGUCGUUGCGGAGCACAACAAACCCCCAACACUACUCCUCGAAGAGUUUCAAGCAGGACACCUAAACCUAAAGAAAUAACAACCAUGGAUUCGAAGGGAGACAUUAUUACAAUCAAUGCAAAUCAUUCAUCGGUUGCUCCUCCAACGAAGCUUCCACCGAAAACAAAACCUUUGUUUAUAAAUCUGCUGGUGCCGAUAGAUGAUCGGAUUUAUGAUAAAAUUGCCGAAGUGCUUGCGGAAAGAUGCACAUUGGAAAGCAUAGAAGACGAAUCACUGCGAAUGGCGAUUGAAAAUAUAAGAGAUAGCGGUGAGAUUAUGGUGGAAGACUGGUUGGAAGAACAAUACUUUUGCCCACCCGGGCUACGAUUGCGUGCCAAUGACGACGUUGGGAGGAUAUACUUGAGAAAAAGUGAAGUGGCUGAGGUGUGGCGCAUGUGUUAUGCUACGUUGAAUGAGCGGCCGCAAUGCGACAUUCUCAGCGCUGUGGAAGCACAGUACAUUGGCAUAGCGACAAAGGCUAAUAUGAAAGAAGUUUCGAAAUACGAUUUAUUAAAAGGAGCACGAGUCGUAUUCCCUGCUCCACCGAGGUCCAUUGGCAGGAAGCCUAUGCAGUAUGUCCAGAUAGACAUUUUGCUCAUGGAAGAAACAGUUUAUGGCGAGCGGUCAUAUAGUCAAGCACUAUUUCUGACUGAUCUGUACUCUGGGUACUGUUUCGCUCGUGCGCUUACAGAUAGUCCAGAUUUAGCUAUCAUUGUACGUCAUGUUAUGGACAUUUUUGGAUCCUUUGGACCACCCGAAGCGUACAGAACAUUUUCGACAGACUAUACGGCUGUAAUCGCUGAUGUAAUGCUGGACAUUGAACGGUUAUUCAAAAUUCCGAUAAAAAAUAUGGGUGUUGGGGGAAACCUCACUCGUGAUCUCGUUAGAGCUCUUUAUCGCCGUGCAGAAUCAGAACUGAUGGCAACCAAUCGUUGGGUGGAAGCGUUGCCGUUUGCUGUGAUUGAACAAAACCAACGUCCCUCAAAAUUCUUUGAUCCUAUGAGGACACCAUUCGAGAUAAUGUUCGGCCGUCAUGCAUGGCGCGAUGAGAUAUGUCCACCCUGGGUCAGUCCUGCUACGAUGGAAGAUGUGGAAAUGGAACAGUUGCGGGCAAAAGCUGGCAAGAAGAAUACUAAACGAAGAUUCAUGGAAAAUGGAGAGGAGGAGUAUGAGAAUUCUCAUUUAGACAGUGUCAAGGAUCUCAAAUUGUACGCGAAUUCAUUAGUGGAAAGUAGAAAAAAGAUAAAAACCGCUGUUGCACCUGUGUAUGUACCGGUGUACAAUGAGGAGAACAAGCUAGUAAAUCCUGGGACUGGUUACAUGUUCCAAAUUUUUGAUCGUGUUUACGUUCGGAAUCCACACUUUCACUAUGACUGCAGAUCAUCUAAGCAGCGUCCGCACAUUGCUCGUUAUUAUCGUGGAAUUAUUGUUGAUAUAGACGAAGAUUUGGUAGAUUCCAUGUACAAGAUUCUGUACUGGGAAGAUGAUCCGCAUGAUAUUGAUGCAAUGAGUUCGGCCCAAUGGCCUGCUGCUGAUGAUACGUAUGAUUGUACAUCAUCUUGGUUUGGUCCUUGGGAUGUGACAGCUUCAACUGCACAUCUAGCCAAGCUACGCGCAGUUCCUGCCGAAUAUUCCUCUGAAAGUCUGGUGAGCAAGCGGCGAACAAUUGACGUUCGUUGUCGGUGCGGUAGCCCCGGUUGCUUCGGAUUUGCCAAUUCACGAUGUCCAAGAAAAUUGUCCAUGGAGUGCUGUAUGAAAAGUCCGUUUGACUGCUCGUUCCAUAAAAGAGGAGACCGUAUUCAUUUUGAGGCGGAUCAUCGGUGUAGUCCUGACAAUACCUCACUCAUCACGUUUCCACAUCUCAGAGCACGAGCAGCAGACGCAACUAGCUCUGCUUUCUCGACGAAGAAUGAAAGCUUCGCAUCUGGGGUCGAUUCCUCACCAUACUCACGCCAACCACAGAAAAGUGGACGAUCCUCAGUGAACUCUGUUCAUUCUCAACCCGAAAAGAAAUAUACGUUUAGAGAUGGCAUAUUAGUAGAAGUCUCCGGACACGAACUGGAAGCGCCACCUAGAAGAGGUGCGCCACCAGUGCUAAGGAAACGACGCAUUUCUGAUCCACAAGAGGUCGUCAUCUCAUCUGUACGAACUAGAGAAGGAUGGUCUGUAGAGAGAUCUGACUCUGUAGCUAGCAGUUCUAAUGGAGGUCAUCAAGUUCGCUUCAUCAGCCCUGAACCUGAAUCGCUGCAUUCUCCCACCCCAAGUCCAACACCAUCAGCAUGUUACGAAGUGGAGAUAAGCCCAAGUGACUCUUCACAAACUUUUUCACAAGAUGUAGUCUCCUCUGUGACCCACAGGAGUCCGAGACCCAAAGCUCCUCGCCUUCGAGAUGAUAUGGUCCACGAUGGAAACGGAUUGGAUUGGGACAUACCAGAAAUGUCGCUCCGGCCGAGGGUGGUACCUCGUCGUGAUCACCCGUAUGAGCGCAUGACCCCCAUUAAUAGAGCCGUCAGCCCAACAACAAGGUCAUUGGCGGUCAACUCCAUGAAUCAGCGAUUAGAAAAGUCAGCAAGCCAUGGAGAAAGGAGUUAUACAGCCCGAGUAGUAUCUUCAGCACCUGAAGGAACAUCCAAGGGUGCAAGGGCAUACAAAUUAGUGCCUACGGCUAGAGAAGCUACACACGUCCAUCCUUUUGAUGCCGAAAUGAUAGCUGAAGGGAAAUCUAUCGACUUCGUUAACGAUGAGGAAGAGGACUCCCAAGAAACAGCAUCUCAAACUGCGGUGGUAACAUCGACGAGUGUUCCCCGACGGAUAUUCGUUGUGAAGUCUGGGACAUCUGAUUCACCUCGAAGUAUGGAAAACCCUACCGACUAA